Molecule: messenger RNA, 4194 nt
Organism: Cyprinus carpio (common carp)
Lineage: Eukaryota; Metazoa; Chordata; Actinopteri; Cypriniformes; Cyprinidae
Gene: wnt3a
Product: wingless-type MMTV integration site family, member 3A
Biological process (GO): multicellular organism development; cell fate commitment; canonical Wnt signaling pathway
Cellular component (GO): extracellular region
Molecular function (GO): cytokine activity; frizzled binding
Source: RefSeq, a predicted model, not a curated record
ACCAGUGCGUGUCCCGAGCGUCUGCGGUUCAGGCUGACUGAGUGACUCUAUCAUCAGAAUUUCGCCUGUGGCAGAAGCCUGUGAUUGGGUCCGAACGCAGAGCUGCUCCCAACUUUAACAUGCGCCUCAUGAACGCGCGCAGGAGAACGCUGUAGGAUUAUCGGGGAGAAAUAUCGCUCAUCAUCACCUCGCGUUUUCUCACUGACACGCGGGCGAGUGUGUGCGCGCGCGUGCAUGUGAGCGUGUGUGUGUAUGUGUGUGUGUGCGUGUGUGUGUGUGUGCGUGCGUGCGUGUGUGUGUGUGUCUGUUUAAGCCUAACUUUUUAAAAGGAUGAUAUAUCUUGGAUAUUUCCUGUUUCUUUUUUGUGGGAUCACGCGUGUCAUGGCAAGUUACCCGAUAUGGUGGUCUCUGGCGGUGGGACACCAGUACACUUCUCUGGGUACUCAGCCCAUCCUGUGCAGCUCAAUUCCUGGUCUGGUACCCAAACAGCUCCGCUUCUGCCGUAACUAUGUGGAAAUCAUGCCUAGUGUGGCAGAGGGGGUGAAAAUCGGCAUCCAGGAGUGUCAGCAUCAGUUCCGAGGCCGCAGAUGGAAUUGCACGACUAUUAAUGACAACCUUGCCAUCUUUGGACCAGUGCUGGAUAAAGCCACUCGAGAAUCAGCAUUUGUCCAUGCAAUUGCCUCAGCGGGGGUAGCUUUCGCUGUGACGCGGGCUUGCUCUGAGGGCUCCGCCACCAUCUGCGGCUGUGACACGCGGAGGAAAGGACCGCCAGGUGAGGGCUGGAAGUGGGGUGGCUGCAGUGAGGAUGUGGAGUUUGGCAGCAUGGUAUCCCGAGAGUUCGCUGAUGCUCGUGAGAAUCGUCCAGACGCUCGCUCAGCUAUGAAUCGUCAAAACAACGAAGCUGGACGUGUGACAAUCACUGACCACAUGUACCUGAAAUGUAAGUGUCACGGCCUUUCGGGCAGCUGUGAGGUGAAAACCUGCUGGUGGUCGCAGCCUGACUUUCGGGUUAUAGGUGACUACAUGAAGGACAAGUAUGACAGUGCAUCAGAAAUGGUGGUGGAGAAACAUCGGGAAUCGCGAGGCUGGGUCGAGACCUUACGACCGAAGUACACCUUCUUCAAGCCCCCUACCGAAACUGACCUUGUCUACUAUGAAAGCUCACCUAACUUCUGUGAACCCAACCCAGAAACCGGCUCCUUUGGCACCCGCGAUCGUAUAUGUAACCUGACAUCACAUGGUAUCGAUGGCUGCGACUUGCUCUGUUGCGGCCGAGGCCACGACACUCAAACUGAGAAACGCAAGGAGAAAUGCCACUGCAUUUUUCACUGGUGCUGCUACGUGAGUUGCCAGGAGUGUACACGAGUUUAUGAUGUCCACACCUGCAAGUAAGAAACCACCAAACCAAAACCAGAUUGGACCAGACAUUUGGGGUUGUGAACAUGCAAGGGCCUUUUGUCCAAAACUUGUGGACUGAGUUGAAUUGAGUUGUUUGUGGUUCCACUAAUAAGAUAAUCACCAAAAAGGGAUACAGUGGACAGUGAAGUAAUUCUAGAACACUUUCAAAGAAUGCUGUUUCAACAAACAAAAAGAAAAACCCAUAAAGGCUUGGUUCUCCAUUGUUGAGGACAAAUACAGGAUUGUGGCUCAGCUCUGGAAGGGACUUAUCAUUUCCAGUCUGAUACAGGAGGGGAUAAGUGAUGCAUCAGAUUACUAGAGGCCCUUGGGACCUUGACCAAUUGUGUCACAAGGAAAGAACAGAAACCUUUCAAAGGGAGAGGUUUUGUAGGCACGUGGCAGCAAACCCAGAUGGGUCAACUUUGUAACAGCAAAUGCAGCACAAACUGAAUACCAGGGUUUGCCCACAAGCGCCUCUGAUAGUUGCAUUAUUAACGAUAGCCUUACUACUAACACCAUUAAAGAAGCUAUUUGUAUCUUUUUAAAACAAAGUGCAUUCCAACAUUCCUGAAUACCAGCAAACAACCGAUUAACAAAUUUCUUUACGAAAUAAUAAUACAUGUCAUGUUGUCUCUGUGUGUAAGACCAAACACUGAACUUAUGCAUUAGGUUGAGUUUAUUGUAAGUUACUAGCGUUACGAAUGCACUUGUGAAUGUCCAUGCAUUGUCUAUAGUCAUUGUUAUCUUGAUAUGAUUUUAGAACUCAUCGCAGUUGUUUAGAGUGCCAUUAUACUUAUACUUGAUUGCUUGGUCCAAACCAGAGUUCAGUUGCUCGCCUUUUUCCCUGCCCCUACUGGAUUGUGUUUACACUGUAUUUUUGGGUCCAAACGGUGGUAAACGUGUGUCAUCAAAACAGCAGCUGUUUUCCCCUGUUGCUAGAUAACUACUUAGGAGAAGGCUGCAAAAUGGACAGCAUUUCUCAGUUUUGUACAUUGGUUUUUUAACCAUUGGGCUGGUUUCAAUAGAGUUAACACAGAAUGGCACUUGAGUCUGUCUGCCGUGAAUAUAUUGCAAAGGUUCCAAAGAACAAUCACAUAAUUUGACUAUAUUAUACAGGUUUACUUAAGCGAUGUAGGACGAUUGGGUUAAAAUCUGCAGUGAAUUUAACUUGUGGACUCGUACCACCUUAGUUCAGAAAGCAGCAAUCACAUCAUCCAAACAAGCUGAAAUCUGACUUCAAACUAACCCAGUUGUGCACCAGAAGUGCUAGAGUGAAAGCACCCAGUUUUCCCCAAAGAUCAAUAAUCUACGACAGCUAAAACAAGCAGAUGUGAGCACUUCUAUCUUCAAAUGAAACAUGAUAUUCAUUUUCCUUAUUUGUGUGUGACAAUAUUAAUGAUAUUUCACAAACAGAGAGGUCCACUACAUUUCAGAAUGAUUAUGCAAGGUAAUAGCAAAUUUAAUAGCCAUUAUAUGUGAAUUCAUGACCAAAAUUAAUGUUUUUUUUAUUAUUAUUAUUAUUCUAACUUUUCCUACAUCGUUGUACAUGAAAGUUAGCAGCAGUGCAGAAACUAAAUGAACUACCCUCAUUUAUAAUGCUGCUAACUAAUAACAGGUUUGUUGUUAUAUUUAUGCGUGAUUAUGUGCUUGUGCAUUUGUGUUUCUCAGUGUAAAUCUACUGAAUGUGUCUUGGUAUUUGUAUGUACUGUACAUUUGUCUGUAUAUGUGCAUGACUCUUUGUUUUCUUCUUUCUGUGAAAGACACUGUGUAAGCAUAGUUAAGAACUAAAAUGUGAAGUUUUCUACUAAUGGAAUCUUGAUAGAAAGUUUGUGUUCAUUAACCAAAUAGAGAUAUUCUAACACUUUUGUGAGUCCCUUUGAACAAUAGCUUAUAAAACAUUUAAUGUAUGCAAAAUAAGAUGCAUAUUGUUUUAUUAAAAGCCACAUAUUUUGACAAAGUAGCAUCGAAAAAUGAUAUACAACCAACUUUCUGAAGAAAACAUCAUACCUAUGGUCCAUUCACAAUUGUGAUAUUACAGUUAAAAAAAAAAAUAUUUGUAACUAGUAAACAUUCUCUGACUAUUAACUAUAAGUUGGUCUAAUAUUGCAGGGAAAUGCGAGAAGGCAGAGAUAAAACCCCAGCUUAUAAAAUUCUUUGGCAGACGUUCUUUUCACAGAUCUUUCCUCAAAAGAAAAUGAACUCAAGUUUCCUCUUGCCUGUCUCACACUGGUUUAAUCUCUCAUCAAUCAGGGAUCAUUUCAAAGCACAUGCUCUGUUCAGUGUUCCACAAAGCUUUAUUUAACAUAAUGAUCUGCCCCUAACUACAAAAUCAAUACUUCAAGUUUUUAUGUGUACAUCACUGCAUCUAAAUCUCAUUUGUUUGCUUCCACACAGUUUAAUUUGUAUUCUAAACAUGGUCUUAAAUUCCAAAGGUUUGAACGGACUAGUUCUCUGUAUUUAUUUAUUUGUUUUUGUUUUUUAUUAUAUACAUUAUUUUGCUGUAAUGUAUAUAUUACCAAGAGUAUAUAUUUGCUGACAAAAGAUUAUUACUUAUGAGGAAAAUGUUGUUUUGUGUAACAGUUUUACCAGCAACCAGAAUCUGCUGCUGCUUCUUUUUUCACUGACCACAUAGGAUGCACUGUAUCUCCUGCUCUCUGUUAUUAGAAUUCUAGAUGUUAAUGUUUUAACCAAAUUAAAUAAAAAAUACUCCUCUGUCAUUGACUUUGGAUUCAAAUGUGUUUUUGCUUUAUGGACCCAGAUUUGACAUUAGACAUCAAGUUACAUUCCAAAGUUUUA